AUGCCCAAACUAGUAUUGAACCCUUGGACUCAAGGGAUCCUUCUGCCUCAGCCUCCCUAGUAGUGGGGACUACAGGCAUGUGCCACCAUGCCUGGAUGCAUUUUUCUUUUUAAUAUUUCUGGGCUUGAUUUUGUCAUAUUUUAUUUAGGAUUUUUAAAAUUUAAGUUUUAAAAUAAUAUUCAUGUAUCAUUUUCUCAUGUGCUAUCUUUAUCAGGUUUUGCAACUGUGAUUUUUAAUUAACUGUGUUAAUUUAAAAGAGCAGGCUGGCACAGAGAAGUGGACAUGCUGAAGGAGCUCCAGCUCUCCCUGUCAGUCAUCCUGCUGCUUGCCUGUGGCUUCCUCUACCAGUUCACCCUGAAGUCCAGCUGCCUCUUCUGCUCGCCUUCUUUCAAGUCCCAGCAGGGGCCAGAAGCCCUCCUGAGCCACAGACGUGGCAUUGUGUUUCUAGAGACCUCAGAGAGAAUGGAGCCGCCCCACUUGGUCUCCUGUGCUGUAGAGUCUGCUGCCAAGAUUUAUCCUGAGCGGCCUGUGGCAUUUUUUAUGAAGGGUCUCACUGAUUCCACACCGAUGCCCUCAAACUCCACAUACCCAGCUUUUUCCCUGCUAUCAGAAAUAGACAACGUUUUCCUCUUCCCUUUGGAUAUGAAAAGGCUGUUUGAAGAUACACCAUUGUUUUCAUGGUACACUCAAAUCAACACCAGUGCAGAGAGAAACUGGCUCCACAUCAGCUCAGAUGCAUCCCGCCUGGCCAUCAUCUGGAAAUACGGUGGCAUCUACAUGGACACCGAUGUCAUCUCCAUCAGGCCCAUCCCUGAAGAGAAUUUUUUGGCUGCCCAGGAUUCUCAAUACUCUAGUAAUGGAGUAUUUGGGUUCCUCCCCCAUCACCCCUUUUUGUGGGAAUGCAUGGAAAAUUUUGUUGAAAACUACAAUUCAGACAUUUGGGGCCACCAAGGCCCUGGUUUGAUGACAAGGAUGUUGAGGGUAUGGUGCAAACUUGAAGACUUCCAGGGUCUGAGCGACCUCAGGUGUCUGAACAUGUCCUUCCUACACCCCCAAAGAUUUUACCCCAUCUCCUAUCCAGAGUGGAGGCGCUACUAUGAAGUCUGGGACACAGACCCAAGCUUCAAUGACUCUUACGCCCUGCAUUUGUGGAACUACAUGAACCAGGAGGGGCGGGCUGUGGUUAGUGGAAGCAACACACUGGUAGAAAAUCUCUACCAAAAGCACUGUCCUGGGACUUACAGGGACCUGAUUCAAGGCCCAGAGGGGCCAGUGACUGGUGAGCUGCAUCCAGGUAACAAAUAG
Messenger RNA from Cebus imitator (Panamanian white-faced capuchin), 1305 nucleotides. It is a transcript of the gene A4GNT, whose product is annotated as alpha-1,4-N-acetylglucosaminyltransferase. Lineage: Eukaryota; Metazoa; Chordata; Mammalia; Primates; Cebidae. Gene Ontology annotation, molecular function: acetylglucosaminyltransferase activity. Bases 283 to 1305 code for a protein of 340 amino acids. Gene Ontology annotation, biological process: protein O-linked glycosylation. The transcript has 2 exons. The record is from RefSeq and is a predicted model, not a curated record.